Nematostella vectensis (starlet sea anemone) is the source of this 3194-nucleotide messenger RNA. Its product is annotated as zinc finger CW-type PWWP domain protein 1. Gene Ontology annotation, molecular function: zinc ion binding. Lineage: Eukaryota; Metazoa; Cnidaria; Anthozoa; Actiniaria; Edwardsiidae. The transcript is spliced from 12 exons. The record is from RefSeq and is a predicted model, not a curated record. Gene Ontology annotation, cellular component: nucleus. Bases 901 to 2955 code for a protein of 684 amino acids.
AGGCCUGGACCGUGUGAUGCUAGUAGCUCUCUCGGCGGGAGCUUAGUACUGAUUAUCUGACGUAAACGUUAACUCUUGAACUUUAUUCUUGCUUUUUUUGAAAAAAUUCCCAUUUCCCGCCAAAUAAUCAGUUGAACAUGAUUGGCUCACCGUCACGUGGGUGCGCGCGCGAGUUUAAGUGCGAAUGGCGGGAAAAUAGCAAACUCGGACCAAUGUGUUCCCAACAUGGCGUCCAGUUUCUCUGAUGAUACUACAGAAGCACCAAAAGCUAACCUGUUUCAUGUUUUAAAAGGUAGGGCAACUUUAGAAAUUUAACAAACUAUUGUGAAUAAAAGGUGUGUGAAUUUUACUUUAUACUUACAUGUUAAAUAGUGAGGCAGCGACUCCAGUUUUUAAUAAGUGUCCUUUGUUUGCACUUGAUGGUUUGACGACGAUAUCAUAUCAUAAAGUGUAUACUAAAUGUGGUUUGUUGCUAGCGUAGAUAAAAAUAUUUUUUUCUUUAUGUGUUGACUUGUACAUUUUAAGAUUUGGCAGGCCUCAAGAAAAACAGCAAAGAAAAACAUCCAAAUAAAACAAAGAGAAAACGCAAAAGAGAAAAACUGGUUUGUAGUUUAUCCAUGGUUCUGUAACAAUCAAUAAAGCAAAAACUGAAAAGCUAAACGUUUUUGUUAAAGGAAACUCAGAAAGAAGACUUAUUUGAAGACCAGUGUUUAGAAGCAAGCGAUACAUUUGAACUUUAUCCAGACGAAACGCAAGCAGAUAUAUCAGAAGAAAAUACUGAACAAGAACCAAACACUCACUAUCAAGAGAUUUUUCCGGACGGUGAGGAGACACAGUGCGUUCCUAACAUUAUUCUAGAUAAUUCAUCGCAGACAAAAGACUUCCUUCCUCCACCAGGAAAUGAGUGAUUCUCAGACCUCAAGCCAAGACAGUUCAACAAUCAAAGGAAAGCAAAGAAGAAGAAAGAAUGCAUCACCUAAAAAAAUCAGAAAAAAAAAGUUACCCACGUCUGAGGAUGAGAAAAAAGCUGGUAGCAAUGUUAACAAGUUGGGUUCAUGGGUUCAGUGUAGCAAACCAGAAUGCUGCAAGUGGAGAUUCCUGAAGGGUGCAGUUGACCCCAUUGCCAUACCAGAAAGAUGGGUGUGCCAUAUGAACAAUGAUGAUCACUACAAUAGCUGUGCAGCAUCACAAGAAGACUUUGACAGUCAGGAUGAGGACUUUGAUGUGAUUUACUCGCCCUUUCCUACUGGUGCAAUUGUGUGGGCCAAGCUUGCAGGAUAUCCUUGGUGGCCUGCUAUGAUGGAAGAUGAUCCAGACUAUGGCUAUUAUUAUGAAACUGAUUUAGAUGACAGGAUACCGAUUAGUUACCACGUUGUAUUUUUUGGAAAAGAUGUAUCACGUGCAUGGGUAAAUAGCUUCAGUGUUCGUGAGCUUACUGCUGAUGAAGAGCCUGAGGAUAUUGGCAAUGUCGUUGUGAGAAAAAAGAAUUACAAGAAGCAGUUAGAUGAUGCAAACGGCCAAGCGCGGCAGGCAUUGUCAUUACCAGUACAGGAAAGACUUGCGGUGUAUGGAUUUGAGAAGCGCUUUUCUGGUCCAAUUGGUAGAGCAACUAAAAAAAGGAAGAAGAAGAAAAAUGUACAGGAGGACGAGCCAAUGGAUAGCUUAGAGGAUCUACCAGACAGUCUUGAAUCAAGUGAAGAGUUCGUCAGUAGUGGUAUUAGUUACAGCUCCUCACAAGACACAAAGGUAAUAAAGAAGGCAAAGAAGGCUGCUAAAAAGAUUGCAAAACACAAGGAUAUGCCUGCAAAAACUAAGCAGAUUCCUGGGACAAAGAUAGAAGGAGAGAAAAACAAAGAAAAAAAUAUAACAGGGGAAAUGGAAAAAAAUAUAGAGGGCGAUGGUGAAAAGAAAAAAAAGAAAUCCAAGAAGGAUACCAAGACGAAAUCAAUAGUGAUCAAUGAAACAGAGGAGCAACAAGAGAAAAAUAUGCCUGACACCCAACAACAUGGCAGCCGCACGAUUAUCACCAAGGAUAAAUGCCAAGGGAAAGAGAAGAAGAAAAAUAUUUCUUUGGGUCAAGGGGGUGAAUCUGCUACAAACAGUUCAGGUGAUUUAUUGAAUGGGGAGAAAGAAAAGGUUGCGUCUAAGAAAGCAAAAAAGAAGGCAAAAGAGCAGUGUCCAAACGACGUCACAGAGGUCUCUGUGUCGCCUGCAGAAAAAAGCGAUACGGAACCCAUAACGAAGCCCAAAUCCACUUCAAAAUUGACCAAAGACCAAACUAAAGAUGCCGAAAAGCAGUAUGACGCGAAGGCUAAAAACGAUGUGGUUGAAAAGAAGCCAAAGGCCCACAAAGCUAAAAAGACUCUUGAUAAAAAGGAAUCAAAGAAAGAAACCGUACAUUGGUCUCCAAAAACUGGAGUCGAGGAAAAAAACACCCUACCGGUCGUCCCGACCUGGAAAUCACCUGUCAAAAAGCCAACAAAGAGUACAGUUAAACCACUUCCAAAACUCGCGAAGACUACUUUCAAGCCUCCCUCUAAAACAAAAAUUGAAGCCGCCUCCGAGUUAAAGCCUAGAAAGAUGCCUAAACUCGUUAAGCCAUUUGUCACUCCUUCACUUGUAGUGAGUGAGCCCAAACCCAAGGUGUCAAAAGUGAGAAAACCUGAUGCUGGACCUAAAGUUAUAGUAGAACACUUGGAGCAAGUACCAAAAAGCCAGAAGGCAAGACUGUAUCCCGUUACUACCAACAAAGCAAGGAAGUCUGCGAUAAAACGUAUGUUUGAUAGUGACGAAGAGGACGAGAAAGAUAUCAACGAUGACAUAGAGGCAGAGUUAGCCAACCUUGACCGGGAUAUUGAAGUGAUGAAACAAACGCUUACCGAGUCCCCGAGUGCCUGUGGCGAUCAAGCUGAAGAGAGACUGGUAGAGAACUUUGAGGACUCGCCUGAGUUCUAAAUCUUAGUCGUAUAAGCGUCAUGCAAAUUCUUGUAAAAAAAAAAAAAAAGCACUAAAUUUAUAUAUGAGCAAUGAAUUUAGUCGGAACGAUGCUUUCUUGUGCGGAGCUUACAUAGAUUCGAAUCCCAGCAAUAUUGUAGGCUGUUUCUUGAAGUAGGCAUUAUUUAUGUAUUUUAAAGUACUUAUAUCUUUCCUGUGCUUAUUUAUUGAGGUUUCUAAUUAAAUGAAACAACAAACAA